UGUGACGUUACAACUAAUCAGUUUACAUCUAACUAUCAUAAAAUAUUUUUCGUGCAAAAUGAAAACUACUUACUUACUUAAUUUAAAUAAUAUUAAGACAGAUGUUUGUGUCUAUUUUAAUUUGUAAGAUUUUUUUAGGCAGUGAAGAUGGUGUGAAAAUCUACAUUUUUGACGAGCACCAUCAUCCACCAUCGUCCCAACCUCAUGUUAUCGAAUUACAACAAAAUAUAUUUGUGCAAGAACAAGUAAAGUAAUGCAAAAACGGAUAUAAUAUAAUGGGGGCUACAAUGGUCAAACCGUUGGUAAAAAAUGGAAAUUUGCUGGAUGCUUUGCCUUCACAGGCAACGCUGCAUGUUGUUAUGUUAGGCUUGGAUUCUGCUGGAAAAACUACGGCACUAUACAGACUUAAGUUCGAUCAGUACUUAAAUACAGUUCCCACAAUUGGCUUUAAUUGUGAAAAGGUACAAGGGACUAUUGGCAAGGCAAAAGGAGUUCAUUUUCUAGUUUGGGAUGUUGGAGGACAAGAAAAACUACGGCCACUCUGGCGAAGCUACACACGCUGCACUGAUGGCAUUUUGUUUGUUAUUGACUCUGUCGAUACAGAACGUAUGGAAGAAGCAAAAAUGGAAUUGAUGCGUACCGCCAAGUGCCCUGACAACCAGGGUGUUCCUGUGCUAAUUUUAGCAAAUAAGCAAGAUCUUCCGAACGCUUGUGGAGCAAUUGAACUGGAAAAACUUCUAGGACUAAAUGAACUCUACAGCCCAGUGCCGAAUAUUUCUAUUUUAACUAGUUCAAACUCUUCUUCAACUGUCAAUUUAAUCGGAUGCAGCAUGGCAAACCAAAGUAUCAUAGAAAGUUCAUCGACAAAGCGAACAUCGAGUCACUUGCAUUCCUCAAUGAUUCACAUAAAACCAGCUCUUGAAACUGGUGACCAAAAAGACACGUUAACCGAAGAAGCGCUGCCGGCAUUUAUAUAUUCGCAUUCUUACAAUGAUCCAGCUGAUUUGGAUCAACAAACUCAGCGUGAAGUGAAGAAAUGUUUUCAUAACAAGAAACACAACAGAGCUUCUUCCAACUCGAUGCAAUUUAGAGGAUGGUAUAUACAGCCGACUUGCGCCAUAACUGGCGAGGGUCUUCAAGAAGGCCUGGAUGCUCUAUAUGAUAUGAUUUUAAAACGACGAAAAAUAAACAAAUCCCAAAAGAAGAAACUUUAGCAUAACUAAUUGACUGUGACUGUCCUCGAAUGCUUUUAAAUUUUCCUUAUUUUAGCACAAUUAAAUAAAUAAAAAUGCACAGCUGA
Molecule: messenger RNA, 1300 nt
Organism: Drosophila ficusphila
Lineage: Eukaryota; Metazoa; Arthropoda; Insecta; Diptera; Drosophilidae
Gene: Arl4
Product: ADP-ribosylation factor-like protein 4A
Exons: 5
Coding region: 276-1214 (312 amino acids)
Biological process (GO): intracellular protein transport; vesicle-mediated transport
Cellular component (GO): cytoplasm
Molecular function (GO): GTPase activity; GTP binding
Source: RefSeq, a predicted model, not a curated record